CCGAAGCCACCACCGUAGCUGCAAUGCGAACAAAAACACCGAAAGCAAUAUUAAUAAGCAACAGCCCAAUGGAACAUGGAACCGCUGAGGGGUGACUGCCCGGUUUGAAACCAUGGAGGAGCGGAUUCUGUCGUUGGAGCGGGAGGUUAAACUAAGAAACCUUAAGCUAUCCCGAAUAGAAGAAAAAUUGGACGAGCUAUUGUCGAUGUUGAUCGAGCAAAAAGUAGCUGCUCGACAACCCGAUGCGGAACGGCAUUCGGCAAAUGAAGAUACACAGGUACAGGAGCAGGUGCCGCAGCCGAGCAGCAAAGAGACCAAUGCGAUAGAGGAAACGGAAAAGGAUAAGGAUGACGAGCAGGAACGUCAUGAGGAGGAUGAGGCAGUGCCAGAAAUCCCGGUUCUGCCAGUAAGAACCGUGAAUGCAUUUUUAACAUUGGACCAUAACUGUGCCAGAAAUGAAGCGUUUUUACAGCAAAUGGCGGAAAAAUUACAACAGAAUGUGGUCGCAUCGCAAAAGAGAGACCGGAACGCCAGACGAGUGAUGGAGACGCUCGUCACGAACGACGUUCUAUGCCAAUUUAGUUGGUCUGGAAGAGAUGCCAUCACUGACUCCUCUUCACCUAGCCUCUUCCCCAAGUACAGGUUUGCAGACCUGUCUGGCAUUAUCGCUCUGCUAGUCAAAGCCCUCAGUUUUGGGCUUAAUGCAGAGCAGACGGAGCAGGAGCGAUUCUCCAUUCUCAAAAAUAUUCGCAGUGUCGUGAAACAUUCAUCGCAAAACAAGAAGCGAUUCUGCCAGACACGAAAUGAAUGAAAGCUCCUGUAGGGGGGUGGACGUCGUACGUGACGAGCGUCUCCAUCACUCGGCUCACGUUCCGGGCUCUCGUUUGCGAUGCGACCACCUCCUGUUGUAAUUCUUGACGCUGCCUCAUGCUCAUGAUGUUCCUGCUCGUCAUCCUGAUCCUCAUCUGUUUCCUCUAUCGCGUUGUGCUCUUCGCUGCUCAGCUGCGGCACAUGCUCCUGAACCUCAUCUUCAUUCGCCGAAUGCCGUUCCGCAUCGGGUUGUCGAGCAGCUACUGUUUGUUCGAUUAACAUCGACAAUAGCCGUGUCUGCUCGUCCUAUGUUUGCUCCAUUCUGGAUAGCCGCGGGUGAGACAAUCUGCUCGCCCGAUAGCCCUAUUGCAACAUUGCACCUCGGUACACACUUAGCACCGUAUACCAGCAUACGCGCACCGUAAUAAACAAAUCCAGAAUCCUCUUUUGUAUGCAUUCAAUUCAA
This is a messenger RNA of Anopheles coluzzii, 1276 nucleotides long. RefSeq lists its product as uncharacterized. NCBI's taxonomy places the organism in Eukaryota, Metazoa, Arthropoda, Insecta, Diptera, Culicidae. The coding region runs from base 113 to 811 and encodes 232 amino acids. The record is from RefSeq and is a predicted model, not a curated record. The transcript is spliced from 4 exons.